AAAAGGUUCAUAUAUAUAAUUGAUUUCAUGGAGUUGGCAGCUAAAGAGCUCACAAAAGCUCAGCAGUUAAUGGCUCAGCUUUGGAUUGUCAACAAAGAUUGCUCAGAGAGCGCAAGAGAAUUCAGUGUAGGAGUAAUGAGAGCCAUUGAAGCUGCCCUCAUCUUGCUAAACUCUGUUGAGAAGAAUGCGGACUCUGUGAAAGAGCCUAGGAAAAUUGACCCGAAAUCCGAUAAGAAGGCGAAGCGUUUGCGGAUAGAGGAUCCGAACCCAAACGAGCCUAGGAAAAGAAGAGGGCAAAAUUUGAGCAAUGUUGUGAUAACUAGUUCUCCUUUUGGUGGUGGCUAUCAAUGGAGGAAGUACGGUCAGAAGAACAUUCAAAAUUCGAAGCAUCCAAGAUGCUAUUACAGAUGCACAUAUGCGCCUUAUUGCGAAGCAAAGAAACAAGUUCGACAAAAGAAUUCAAGCUAUCCACCUGACUAUGAAGUUAUUUUCAUCAACGAACACUCUUGCAUUGCCCAAAUGGAUUCUAGCCUUCAACGCUCAACCGAGUUAGAGUCCAAAACUAUCAACUCGGAUCUAGAUCCGAAUGGACCGAAUCCAAUAUCCAAAGAAAAAGAAAAUGAUGCAGAAUCCUCCGGUUCAUUGGGCACUACCGAUGAAAUUGAUUGGAUGCCUCCACUCUCUCCGAUUGACCUCCAUGGAAUUGAUAUAUUUGCUUAUGAUGAUCCACUUAUGUCAUGUUGCAAUUUCUAGCAGAUCUAUGAAAAUCUAUGGAGAUUAAUGGGUUAAUUGCAGGUAGACCCUUGUCUUAUUGCCAAUUCCUUGUAAAUCUAUUGUUACGAAUAGACCCUCUGACUGAAUUUUCUUAUAAACCCUUUUCAGGAGGUCUAUCUACAACAAUAGAACAACAAGGAUAGUAAGUUCAACUUCACAAUAGCAUCGGGGUCUACCCACAAUUAACCCAAAUUAAUUUUAAUUAAUCCACUCCUACUAAUUAUUAGGUAGGGAGUAUAUUGUAUAUAUUUUAGGAAUUUAGUGAGAAGCUUCCGAGAUUGCUAAAUAAUGAUGCUAGAGAAGUUAGGAGUGUUUGUUAGUCAUGUUCUCUUAGUUGACCAAGUCAUGCAUAAACGUCACGUUGUCCUUACUUGGUGAAACUACUAUCUAAUUCAUGGUUAGUGGUGUAAUGAUGCUUAUAUUAAUUUAUCAGGCAAAACUUUGACGGUCUGAACUGAUCAGGUGGAAUCUUAAUCUCUUCCCAUUUUUUUUCUUCGUCUUUGUUAUCUUGUUUUCAGAAUUUCCCAGAUAUUUUGGCAGCAUUCUAAAAUAAAUAUCAUCCUUUUCCAUGUUAAAACGUUACUUACAAAAUCUAAUUCUCGGCAUCUUCAUAUAUGUCUCUCUCUCUCUCUCAAAAAAAAGGAAAAAAAUUCUGGGCAUCUUCAGUUUGGAGAAGGCAUAUUAGAUUUUACAAUUAUUAAGAAGAUCUCCUAUCCCAAAUAAGGUCAAAGUUCUUUUCUGGCUCAUCACUAACAAGAAGUUAAAUACGAAGGCAAACUUGGUUAUUAAAGGCUGGACAUGUGAUCCUAGAUGUUCCUUCUGUCAGUCUGAUGUUGAAACUCACGAACACCUGUUUAUCAAAUGCCCAUUUGCUCAAGCUAUCUGGUCACUCAUUUUCCCCUCUAUCCCUACCAACAGUUGGCCGCAAUCGGUUGAGGAGUUGAUAUUUUUUCAUAAAUCUACCAUUCUUAGUAAGGAUGC
Asparagus officinalis (garden asparagus) is the source of this 1755-nucleotide messenger RNA. RefSeq names its product probable WRKY transcription factor 34. Lineage: Eukaryota; Viridiplantae; Streptophyta; Magnoliopsida; Asparagales; Asparagaceae. The transcript is spliced from 3 exons. Gene Ontology annotation, molecular function: DNA-binding transcription factor activity; sequence-specific DNA binding. Gene Ontology annotation, biological process: regulation of DNA-templated transcription. The record is from RefSeq and is a predicted model, not a curated record. Bases 28 to 753 code for a protein of 241 amino acids.